Messenger RNA from Clupea harengus (Atlantic herring), 2755 nucleotides. RefSeq lists its product as uncharacterized. The record is from RefSeq and is a predicted model, not a curated record. Lineage: Eukaryota; Metazoa; Chordata; Actinopteri; Clupeiformes; Clupeidae. Gene Ontology annotation, molecular function: protein binding.
UGUCAAGCACAGGCGCACACAAUCACCAGGGGGACUGAGGGGGUUACCAGGAGUGUGUUCACCUCACACUCGCACGCUCCCACAAACCCACACGCACCCAGGGAUUCAGACCGAGCAGCCAGAGAGACACGACUCCUCUGCUCUAACUCAUGGAGACGGGUCAUAUGGCUGCAAUGCUGGGGGCCUCGGGCGAGGACACCCACACCGCCCUGGUGCGCCUCGAGCGGACCAUGAUGGCCGUGGUGCGGGAGAUCACCGUGGACGUCAGCACCUUCAAGCGGACGGUAGAGCGGCGCCUGGACGAGGCCUCCGGGAAGAGCGGGCCCCUGAGGGACGCUGUCACCCAGCUCCAGCAGGAGAACCAGGAGCUCAGGGCCCGGCUCCAGCAGGAGAACCAGGAGCUCAGGGCCCGGCUGGAUGAGCUCACACAGCAGGUGGAGGACAUGCCCGUCCUGCGGCUCGAGCAGAAGGUCCCCAGGAUGAAUGGCGCACAGUACGCCUCGGCCACGCGCACUUCCUCCAGUCAACACACUGAGGAGAGCCACCGGAGCCUCGCCACUCACUCUGAGGCAGUCAGGAGCUCCGUGUCAGUGGCGCACUACCCGAAGAGUGCCAGUGCCACUGUGGAGCUGGAGUGCCCGCCUCAGCCUCCUGCUCAUUCACCCCCUGGUCCUGUCAUAGAGUCAAAUUCAACUGCUGGUUCUGUCUCGAUCUCAACUGCUGGUUCUGUCCAUGAAUCUACUGCUGGUUCUAUCUCUGAGUCAUCUGUUGGUUCUCACCAUGUUUCAACAACUGAGUUUAUCUCUGAUGCGUCUUUUGGUCACGUUCAUUCUUCGACUUCUGAUUCUGUCUUUGAGUCAACCACUGGUUCUUUCCAACAUUCAACGCCUGGUCCUGAUCCCGAACCUGUUCUGGCGUCUGGUCCCUCCUCUGAAUCCAUCCUCGGUUUUCUUCCUGAUUCCCGCCCUGGAUUUGGUCGUGAUCCCAUCAUUUUCAAAACUACACCUGGCGACGGCUCUGAUUCUACCCAUGAUUCCGACAGUGGGUCUAUGUCGACCUGCUCAUACGUCACACAACAGGCUGUCAUCUCCAGCACAGAGGCCAGGGUCUUCUCAGCGUCAAAUGGAGAUAUCCAUGAGGAAGCACCUACCAAACUGGAGCCAAUCACCCAGAAUGGACAUGAAGGAGACUUAGGUAUUAGCCAAAGUCACUCAGAGGCCUUGACGGAACCUCAGUACCCAAGGUCAAACGUCAACGGGCAGCACGAAACCCCAAUGGGCCUGUUCAAGCCCCAGGCCCCCGUUUCACCCCCUACCCGACCCCUAGAGCUGGGGGUCCCCAGGAGCCCGAAGCUGCUGCCCCGCCCGAACCUCUUCACACCUCAGUCACCCAACUCAAUGUUCCGGAAGCCGUUCAACCCUUCUGCCUCUGACCCUGCCUUUACUGCUCCUAAACCGGUACCUGAGUCUCCGACUAAAGCUGCAAAACCAUGGAGCCCAGGUCUAAUGAAGAGGAGCAUUACUUUGCCAAAAUUACCAGACAAACCCUCACCAAUACUCUCCAGUACUCCUCUUCCUUUGUCCAACCUCAGCCCAUCAACAGAUAAGAGGAGGACUGAUUUUGGAGGAGGAAACCCUUUUGCCACUGUUCCAGACAAGAGGCCUGAACUACUUCGAUCUCAAACUCUGCCAACACUACGGCCCCAGGGGGUCCAAGCCAAGCAGGCCCUCUUUGAGAAGUCGGAGUCUACUCUAAACAAGCAGAUGAAAUCCUUUCCCGCGAAACCCUUUGGAGUUGUGCAGAACUCCAAACCCAAACUGGCCCGCUCCAAUAGCUUUGGGGGCAGUGCCAGUAGUAUAAAGCAGACUCUACUGGAAUGGUGUCGAUCCAAAACUAUUGGGUACCAGCAUAUAGACAUACAGAACUUCUCAUCUAGUUGGACUGAUGGAAUGGCUUUCUGUGCGCUGGUCCACUCAUUCUUCCCCACUGAUUUUGAAUACGAGUCCCUGAACCCAGCUAACCCCAAGAGGAAUUUGGAAGUGGCUUUCACCAUGGCAGAGAAAAUGGCUGACUGUAUGCGCCUUAUUGAGGUAGAGGACAUGCUGGCCAUGGGUUCCAAGCCGGAUCCCAUGUGUGUUUUUACCUACGUGCAGUCCUUGUACGCCUGUCUGAAGUUUUAUGAAUGAGUUUCCUCUCCGUGUCAGUGGCCCCUCCUUCCACAUUAAUCUCUGUGUUCUCCUUCACCAAAGUCCUCGGAAUUGAUCCUUGCAAGUCCAAUUUCGACAAGAAGAGGAUAACCUUGUAAAUAGAAAACAAGUGUUUUACGGAUGGCAAUGCAUAUAUUUGGUGUUAUUUUUAAUGACAUUGCUUCAGUUGUAUUUGAUAUAAUGACUGUAUUUUCUGUCUAUUCAAAAUGAUCUGAUAGCAAAUCACCAAUAUCUUUGAUGACAGCUGAUGUGAUGAGAGAGUAAAGCUAAACACAAAGCUGUUGAAGAUAUAGAGAAAACAAGGGUGAGAUGAUAAUUGUGGAUAAUUGUAAUGAGUAACAGGACAGGUAGGUAAAGAGAAUUGGAAUGUGACCAUGGAGAACAAAGGGAAGUGGGCUGUGUUUGACUCUGCAGUACAGUAGAAUUGCAUUAAUAGUCACUGCUGUAAAGGCAUGACUGGGUUUGUAACAAGCUCCUUAAUAAAAAAAAAAUUAUUGUGCUUGUCGUGAUAAUGUACCGUUAAUAAAGCACUGAGCAGUAAAAAUUGA